This is a messenger RNA of Physcomitrium patens, 1864 nucleotides long. RefSeq names its product aquaporin PIP1-1. Gene Ontology annotation, biological process: transmembrane transport. The record is from RefSeq and is a predicted model, not a curated record. NCBI's taxonomy places the organism in Eukaryota, Viridiplantae, Streptophyta, Bryopsida, Funariales, Funariaceae. Gene Ontology annotation, molecular function: channel activity. Gene Ontology annotation, cellular component: membrane.
UCUACCAGUUUGUAAGAUUGCAGCGGGCAUUUCUCUGCGAGUACGGACCUAUUGCUAAGUCUGCAGGUCGACAGUGUUCCAGUAUUGUAUGUCGACAGAACGGCAAAGUGCUUUCCUUCAGACGGAAGAUAACGAGUGCAGCUGGGAAGGGAAACAAUUAAUUAAAGGUGUGAAGAAAUCGAGAUGAUCGAGUGGGCCCAGAGGGUGUCGCUGCCAACCAAACCCAUAAGAUGCCGAAGCCAAGGGAUGGGAUGUACCAGCUACUAAUCUGUCAGCUGUGCGCAUCAGUUUCCAACCAUUUUGGGACCGUUUGCUCAGCCCCUCUUCUCGUUCAAUACUCAGCCAGCUGCGCGGAGUGCUCAUUCCCACAUCGCUGAACUGCUCACUGUGAACUGGACCAGCUUCGUGUUCUUCAGCUAGUCAGGCGCUUGCAACUGAGAGGAGUGACUUGCGAGUAAAGAAGAAGCCAACAUGCAGCAAGACAAGGAUGAUGAUGUUGCUCUGGGGGCGAACAAAUACGGAACGCGGUCUGCGCUGGGCACUCAUGCUCCAGUACCGGAAAAGGACUACAGGGAGCCAUCCGUGACGCCCUUUUUCGACGGGGGGGAGCUCCGUCUCUGGUCCUUCUGGAGAGCGGGGAUUGCUGAGUUCUUCGCAACCCUUCUCUUCCUCUACAUCACCAUCCAGACAGUAAUGGGUCAUGUGCGAAACACAGACCCCUGCUUGGGGGUCGGAAUUCAAGGCAUCGCCUGGGCGUUCGGUGGAAUGAUCUUUGCGCUCGUCUAUUGCACAGCAGGAAUCUCAGGAGGACACAUCAACCCAGCCGUGACUUUCGGACUCUUCCUGGCGAGAAAGGUGUCGCUUAACCGUGCACUCUACUACAUGAUCAUGCAAUGCUUGGGUGCGAUGGCCGGAGCCGGAAUCGUGAAAGGCUUCCAGCCUGACUUCUACCAAGCACAAGGUGGAGGAGCGAAUGCUGUCAAUCAUGGUUACACCAAGGGAGAUGGAUUGGGAGCAGAGAUUGUGGGAACGUUCGUGUUGGUCUACACUGUGUUCUCCGCCACCGACGCCAAGCGCAGCGCUCGUGACUCUCAUGUGCCGGUGCUUGCCCCUCUUCCUAUUGGAUUCGCAGUGUUUCUGGUACAUUUGGCCACCAUUCCCAUCACCGGAACUGGCAUUAACCCUGCACGUAGUCUGGGCGCGGCCACCAUCUACAACACGCAGCACAAUGCCUGGGCCGAUCACUGGAUCUUUUGGGUUGGCCCGUUUAUCGGCGCGGCUCUCGCAGCUGCAUACCACACGCUGGUCAUCCGCGCGCUGCCCUUCAGAAAACGGGUGUAACUUCCUGCGGAGGCGAAAUGAGCUUCAACCAGCUGCAACACGUCGGGUUUUUUUUAAUCAAGUGCUCAUGCGUGUGCCAUCCCCAAACUAAGAGUGCUGAUUCGAAGAAGUUAUCAAUACUGCAGCUGCUGUCUACUCGACUUCUGUCAAUUUAGUGCCGCAUUCUUAUGCUUGUGACAAUAUGGCUACGGCGAUCGAGGUGGAUGAGGCAAUCUCGGUUGAGUCAUGGAUUUUCCUUUCUAUGUUCAAUAACAGUGUGUACCAUAAUAUAUGUAGCUACCACAAGCUUCAUGUAGUAGAAAUGUAUUCCGACCAGUGAUAUUGGUCCAUCCUGUGAAGGUUGCGGUUUUUUUAUCUUCCUGUCUGGUUUUCUUAGUGUUAGAGUGACGGUUCAGCUCGUGUCUGGGAACGAGAGGAUGUAACUGCGGAGGGCGCAGUGACUGCUCAUUGUAUUCUCAAAGAACCACUACAACCCUUUUUUCUUUUCGCUAAUCUGGAGAUUCCACCCUUCGCUAUUGCCUUC